UCCCCCUUCUGCACUUCAACACCCGGCAUCCAGGAGAGAGUUCCAGAGAACCCCAGAAGCAGCAGUUCAAAUUUGGGGGUUUCUGGAGGAGAGGAGAGGGAGGGGGGAAAUGGCGGACUGGGGCCCUGUGAUCGUGGCGACGGUGCUGUUCGUGCUGCUGACGCCGGGGCUGCUGUGCACGCUGCCGGGGCGCGGGCGGGUGGCGGAGUUCGGCAGCAUGCACACCACCGGCCUCGCCAUCCUCGUCCACGCCGUCCUCUACUUCGCGCUCGCCACCAUCUUCCUCAUCGCCAUCGGCGUCCAUGUCUACACCGGCUGAUUAAGCCAGCCGCUUGUUCCUUCCGUGACUUCCGUCCUCACCCAUCGAUCCGAGCUUCAGUACUAUUCCACCCAACUAGAUUCGUUGAACAAAGAGCGAGAGAUCCGGCCGCGUGCCAUGCUAUGUAUGGUUUUCUUGAUGCUUAUUGCCUUUGUGGGAUCAAUGGAUUGAAACUUUUAUUGAUUAGUAAUCGAUCGUUUCCUUGGUUUCCUUUC
Brachypodium distachyon (stiff brome) is the source of this 534-nucleotide messenger RNA. RefSeq lists its product as uncharacterized. Lineage: Eukaryota; Viridiplantae; Streptophyta; Magnoliopsida; Poales; Poaceae. The transcript has a single exon. The coding region runs from base 110 to 319 and encodes 69 amino acids. The record is from RefSeq and is a predicted model, not a curated record.